Molecule: messenger RNA, 584 nt
Organism: Thermothielavioides terrestris NRRL 8126
Lineage: Eukaryota; Fungi; Ascomycota; Sordariomycetes; Sordariales; Chaetomiaceae
Exons: 1
Coding region: 357-554 (65 amino acids)
Source: RefSeq, a predicted model, not a curated record
CCCUGGGUGCCCAACUUCACUACCGCCCAACUUGCGCCCUCUCUUCAAAAGUUCCUGUGAUGGCACAGCGCGCUGACCCCCGUCUCAUGACCUGCGUGCUGACGUUGUUACAGAAUCGGUAGGAUUGCCAAAUUGGGAGGACUUGUUGGCUUGGGGUGCGCAGCCAAAUCGGGAAGGAGGGGCCGGGGAUCAAUGAGUCAACCCCCUACGGAGUACAUUUUUACCUGAACUUCCGUGGCCGUUCGGGGCCAAGAGUCAGAGGCUCCGCUCCUCACUCUUCCGCCCGCCGGAUCCGCCCGGAGACGCCGUCCCUCUGUGUUGGCGAGUUAUUGCCGGGGCGGCUCGGAUGAGCGAAAAUGGCGAAAGACAACCCGUUUGAGCAAAAUGCCGUCCUCUCCCGGCGGGUUAACUACUUGGUCUCGACAUUCGCCAACCGCUUGCUGCACCAUUCUCGUUUCCAACCGCUUGUGCCGGACAUGGAUUUUAUAUGGAGGUUUGAGUCUCGGCGGAAGCUGUUGAGCCCGUUAGUAACGGCCUUAACCACCUCGCGCUAGCACGAGAGCUUCUGCUCUGUGUUCUCGAAG